This is a messenger RNA of Zootoca vivipara (common lizard), 3272 nucleotides long. RefSeq names its product phosphatidylinositol glycan anchor biosynthesis class M (gene PIGM). Lineage: Eukaryota; Metazoa; Chordata; Lepidosauria; Squamata; Lacertidae. Gene Ontology annotation, molecular function: GPI mannosyltransferase activity; alpha-1,4-mannosyltransferase activity. The record is from RefSeq and is a predicted model, not a curated record. Gene Ontology annotation, biological process: GPI anchor biosynthetic process. Gene Ontology annotation, cellular component: glycosylphosphatidylinositol-mannosyltransferase I complex; membrane.
GCUUCCUGGAGACGAGGAGCUUUGCUUUUCAAAUGCUGCAAAGCAGCUUCGCGGUCGGACCUCCUUCCCCGGAGCAACCUGCGCGGCGGAGUCACCCUCACAGAGCUCUUUUGAUUUGAUUUGCAUCUGAAGAAGUCGACAGCAAGGCAGGAGCGGCCGCGAAGGAUGGCCCAAGUCUGGACCAGCAGUGGGAUCUGCUUCUUGUUUUAACGCCCCCUCUCAAAGAGACCCAAAUAUGGCACCACAACAGACAUUAAGGAAACGAAUCCUUUCUGGAUUCCUCAGGAAAGAACUUCUAUUCAGCGCUGCUUUCACCAUCAGGCUCGCUCUUGUCUUCUACGGAGUUUAUCAGGACAGAACGAUGCUAGUGAAAUAUACAGACGUCGACUAUCAGGUCUUCACCGAUGCCGCCAGGUAUGUCACGGAAGGGAAAUCUCCCUACCUGAGAGCUACUUACCGUUACACCCCGCUGCUGGCCUGGAUCUUAACCCCAAAUGUUCACUUGACUGAUCUGUAUGGAAAGAUCCUUUUUGUUGCUGGGGAUAUGGUUGCUGCCUACCUCAUCUACGAGAUCCUGCUGCUCAGAGGCCUGGGGGGCAGGGAGGCCUGUGGCUGCUGUGCCUUCUGGCUUCUCAAUCCCCUGCCAAUGACCGUGUCCAGCCGGGGGAAUGCAGAAUCUCUCAUCGCAAGCCUGGUGCUUGGCACCAUGUACUACGUGGGGAAGAGGCGCUUGGCGACGGCGGCUGUUCUUUACGGCCUCUCCGUGCACAUGAAGAUUUACCCGGCGACCUACGCGUUGCCAUUAGCCCUUCAUUUGCAAAGCUGCGGGAACUCCGAGCGAAGACAGCCAAACGUUUCGAAGCGGAAGCUCUCUCUCGCGGGCGACUGCCUGCGGCCUUUCUUAAGGCUGUUGUCCAGUCGCGACGUCCUGAUUUUCGGGACGGUGGCCGGUUCCACGUUUGCAGCCCUGGGCCUCGCAUUUUACCUCCGUUACGGCUGGGAAUUCCUGGAGCACACGUACCUCUACCACCUGACGCGCAGAGACAUCCGCCACAACUUCUCGCCUUACUUUUACAUGCUGUACCUGACGGCGGAAAGCGAGUGGAGUUUUCCGCUCGGACUUGCGGCAUUCCUUCCGCAGCUCCUCCUCCUGCUGGCCAUUUCCUUGGCUUAUUACCAGGACCUUGUCUUCUGCUGCUUCCUGCAGACUGCAGUGUUUGUGAGCUUCAACAAAGUGUGCACGUCGCAGUAUUUCCUCUGGUACCUUUGCCUCCUUCCACCUGUGCUGCCUCGCUUGAGGAUGUCCUGGGCGCGGGCCGGCACGCUUCUCCUGCUGUGGCUUCUUGGGCAGGGCCUGUGGCUGGCGCCAGCCUAUUUUCUGGAGUUUAAAGGGCAAAACACUUUCUUGCUCAUCUGGCUAGCCGGCUUGCUCUUCCUCCUUAUCAACUGCGCGAUCCUCGUUCAGAUCAUUUCUCACUAUUGUACGGCGCAGGUGACCAGGAAAGUGAAGCAGCGGUGAGGCCUGGCUCCUCACAAAGGAAAAAAAAUCCUGCAGGUGGUUCUCUGAGAGGAGUUAUUCAUUGAGCAAGACUGGGUAACAGCAGACAUUUUUUUAAAGUUUGGGGGGGUUUCUUUUUCGGUAUUGUCUUUGCACCAUUCUGGAAACUCUUGCCCUUUGUUUUGAGAAGGGCUAAGGCUUUAGUGAUAACGCGUCCUAAUUUUUGAGGUCUGCUUCUUCUGAAAAACGACUAUUGGUGUGUUUUCAUUUGUUACAUAAUAGGUUCCCGUUUCUACUACAUUGCACUGUUCGGAUUUUUAACGGCACAGGAUCUGGAGUCUGGAGUAGGUCAGCAAUAAACAAAAACACCGGUGUCAGUGAAGUUAACUCUUUAUUCAGAACAGCUCAGGUCUAGUAUUACAGCAACUCUUCUCUGUAGGUCUGGCCCCAACGAGGCUGUUGCAAGGACUGAAGGUCCCCCGCCUUCCCACUGCUCUCUCUGACCCCUCCUCUCCCUGGUCCUUCCUCAAGCAAUCUCAAGCUCCUUCGUCUAGUCCAGGCAUACCCAAACUUUGGCCCUCCAGAUGUUUUGGACUACAAUUCCCAUCUUCCCCGACCACUGGUCCUGUUAGCUAGGGAUCAUGGUCUAGUCCAGACAUCCCCAAACUGCGGCCCUCCAGAUGUUUUGGCCUACAACUCCCAUGAUCCCUAGCUAAGAGGACCAAUGGUUAGGGAAGAUGGGGAUUGUAGUCCAAAACAUCUGGAGGGCCGAAGUUUGGGGAUGCCUGGUCUAGUCUCUCUUUGCUCUGCCCUCUUCAUUUCUCUGUGUUUUCUGGGAGAUGAGUAGGGAGGGGAGGAGCUGGUUGCAGCAGGAGGGGAAGACUCCCUGGGUUCUUCAGCAGCCAGCCUCAUCUCUGUCUCCUGGUCCCCUUCCUCUCCAGCCUCUGAUUCUGGACUGCUCUCUGCCACAGCCUCUUCCUGCUCACUGAACCCUGUUGCGUCUUCAGCUUCCGACACCAUCUCCUCCCAGUCUGCCCCCUCUUCUCCCUCUGACCAUCAUUGUCCAGUCGUUCCACCACCACUCCCCUGACUCUUGAGUCUUCUUCCCCUGGGGGUUCCCCAGCUGGUGCCUCCCACCAUUUCUCUGCGUCCAGCACAGGUGUAAUAUCUGCAAGUCCAGGUGUAAUAUUAUAUUUGACCCCAAAGCGCCCACUGGACUCUCCGCUUAUGAAACAUCCCUUCUCUGUGUUUUGUCACUUGUGGAAAAUGCAGGGGUCUUGGUCAGGCAAGAAGGGUCUUGUCAGUGUUGGCCCCCUUGCCUACGGAAUGUUCUUUCUAGGGAGACACCUAGCACCAUUUCUGGCAGCUUUUAGGUACCAGGCUAAGCUUUUUUCCUGUUUAUCCAGGUCUUUUGUUAAUUAAUAAUGCUGUGCUGGUGGUCAUCUUUUAGACGGGUAGUUAGGACUAGAUCAUGGGUAGGCAACCUAAGGCCCGUGGGCCGGAUGCGGCCCAAUCACCUUCUAAAUCCGGCCCGCAGACUCAGCGUGUUUUUACAUAAGUAGAAUGUGUCGUUUUAUUUAAAAUUCAUCUCUGGGUUAUUUGUGGGGCAUAGGAAUUCGUUCAUUCCCCCCCCCAAAAAAAAUAUAGUCCAGCCCACCACAUGGUCUGAGGGGUGGUGGACUGGCCCAUGGCUGAAAAAGGUUGCUGACCCCUGGACUAGAUCCUUAUUUUACUGUAUUGUUGGCGCUUUAAUUUUUCUCUCCUCUUAAUUCCC